This is a messenger RNA of Paralichthys olivaceus (Japanese flounder), 1545 nucleotides long. Its product is annotated as dihydrofolate reductase. The record is from RefSeq and is a predicted model, not a curated record. Gene Ontology annotation, cellular component: mitochondrion. Gene Ontology annotation, molecular function: NADP binding; dihydrofolate reductase activity. Lineage: Eukaryota; Metazoa; Chordata; Actinopteri; Pleuronectiformes; Paralichthyidae. Gene Ontology annotation, biological process: glycine biosynthetic process; folic acid metabolic process; dihydrofolate metabolic process.
CUGAACAAAGCGAUGGUCGAUGUGAGUCUGUCUCCGUGCGUCGCGUUUAUGUCACAGACCCUCGUGAGCGAGUCAAACCGCAGACCGAUCACCGAGCAGACCGAUCACCGAGCAGUGAAACCAAGAACGACGCCGGAAAUCCACCGUGUCCAACAGCGACUGGGUGGGCGGUGAUAGUGAAGGACUCAUUCCGAUAAAUGGUUCCCCCCGCAGAACCUGAUCCUGCAGCGAGUGUGCGGGCUCCCGGUGUCGCGUAUUCACUAGAGAUGGAGAAGAACCUGGACCGAGUGCAGAAGAAGCCGGUGCGCCUCAUUGCGGCUGCUUGCAAUGACAUGGGGAUCGGGAAAGGCGGAAAAAUGCCCUGGCAACUACCGUCUGAAUUCCAGUACUUCCUCGACACUGUCACCAGGGUGUCGAAACCAGGAAAGAUGAACAUGAUGGUCUGGGGUAAACUGUGCUGGUUGUCCCACCCAGAAACAACGUUCCCAUUGGCUAAUACUCUACAUGUGGUGUUGAGCACCAAACUGAAUAAAGUUCCAGAUAACGCCCACUACCUGUCCAAAGACUUUGAGAGCGCUGUCCGCUUGUGUUCAGAGCCCCCCCUCGCUGACCUGAUAGAGACCAUCUGGGUUGUUGGUGGAAUGCAGGUCUACAAGGACGCGCUGAGUCACCCGUGGUGCGAUUUGGUUUAUCUGACGAAUGUCAUGGCUGACUUUGAGUGUGACGUCUUCUUCCCUGAGUUUGACAGAGGACUGUUUAAACUACAAGAAAGAUUUCCUCAUGUACCAAGUGACAUUCAGGAGGAGAAAGGCAUUCAGUACAAAUUCCAAGUGUUCAAGAAAUCGAUUGGUGAUGCCGUUUAGAUUCAAGACUGCAGAAAUUGUGAUAUUAUCAAAAAAACAAGACUGGAUUUUUCUGUUCUUUCUUAAAAACCCUGUGCACAGCUCCUGGAUUAACUGCAGAUGCGUUGGUAAAAUUUAAACCCACAGUGUGUCGUACUAUUGCAAAUUCAAGGAAAAAUGUGUUGUAACCACCUUUUGUCAAUGAAGAGUAUUUUUAAUCCAUGACGAACACUGAGCACAGAUACUGUGGCAGUGGAACAAUUUGUCAACCCAAUUCGUCUUAAUUUUUGUUUUGCCUUUUCCUGCUAAGUGUAAAAAUAUUACAAUCACAGCUGGUCUAAAAAAAUCUGCUGCCAUCUACGAUCACCAUGUCACUUGUCAAUGUUUCCGACUUGUCCUCCUCCUCCUCCUUGGUGAUAUUGAAGCUGAAUGGAAAAUAUGCUCGACAGUGAAUCAGCAUCGACAAAGUGUUGAGUGAAUUAUCCAACUGGUUUGCUUUGAUGCUAUGAUGAUCUAUCUUUUCAGGUAUAGAUGGAUGUAGAGACACAAAUAGAUUGUGUAAUUUGUUGUGGUUAGAAAAGCUGCAACAUAUUUAUUGCCAAUGUUUUUCACUGUAUAGUUUUUUUGCCAGGGUUUUUAAUGAAGUGUGCCAAUGAAUAAAUCAAACAAGUAACACAUUUUUGAAUAAAUAUAUCUUGGCUCA